This is a messenger RNA of Aplosporella prunicola CBS 121167, 1443 nucleotides long. RefSeq lists its product as uncharacterized. Lineage: Eukaryota; Fungi; Ascomycota; Dothideomycetes; Botryosphaeriales; Aplosporellaceae. The record is from RefSeq and is a predicted model, not a curated record. The transcript has a single exon. The annotation marks the transcript as partial.
AUGGAGUCUCAAAGGCGUCAAGAGUAUCAACACUUUAUACCACGAUUCAUCCUGAGAAACUUCGCUCACCAACCCGAGACACCUACACAGUCGAGACGACGAGGCAAAAAGAAAAAUCUCAAAAAACCCGAGUUGCUCCAUACGUUACGCUUAAGCCCAUCACUGGAACUUGUUGAAACAUCAGCGAAUCGAGAGUUUGGGCACUUCAAUCUCUAUGACCAGGAAUGCGAAUGCUUUGAGCCAAGGGAAAUUGAGUCGGCACUUUCCUGCCUGGAGGGCAAAGCUGCCAAGAUCAUCGCCAAGUUCGUCAAAGGGCAACAGAAAAAGCAUGCGAGCGUUAUGCUUCGACGAGAUGAGCUUGACACCUUGCGUAAGUUCCUCUUCAUCAUGAAGUACCGUGGAUCGAUUCAACGCAGACGGUUCUACGGCGAAGACGAAAACAACGCCAAAACCUAUACCUCCAACGACGGAGAAGCUAUGGCGGAAUACAUGCAGCGGAAAGGUUAUACAAAACCUAUUCAGGUGUGGUACAACAACAUCAAAACCAUCCUGAACAUGGAAAUGGAUAUGGACUACAAAUGGGUCAAAGAACUUGAAAAGUCAAUGUACCCGCCGGAUGCACAGUGGGCUGUUGCCAACAUACAGUGCAUGUACCUCGCUUUCUGUACACCGCAACACAGCGACGACGAGUUCGUACUAACGAGGAAUGCGUACGAAAUCCAUGAAGGGCCGGUUAGCUUCUCCGUCGACCCUACGACUGGAGAAAAUAAGAUGACAGCCUACACAGAGUAUCACAACUUCGCCCCGGUGUCCCCAAAACUGAUGAUCGUUCUUCGAAGCACCUUUUUACCUAAUGAGGAAGAGGACGCUGUGCCCGGCCUCCGGGAAAGAAGAGAGCUAUUCCGAGAUAUAAUACACAGGAAUUCCCACAAUGACUACGACAUGACGAACUCAUUCCUCGAACAUCUUCCAGUCACUAAAGCAGAAAACUCGUAUACCGAAAUCGUUGACGGAAUGCCCGCUCUCAAGGAAGGAGAGGACCGGGAUCCAGGAUGCCGUCGGGCGCACGACCGAUUCCAUUUCCGCUUCUUCCGCCUGUCUUCCGACUACACCCAAAAGAUCAACUCUAUCCUUCUGAAUGAGGCAUAUAAUACAUCAGAGCUCGUGUAUGGCUCUGAGAAAGGCGCUCAGAGAGCCUUGAGGCACUACUUGACCGACCCAUGCAAAGAAGAGGGCGCCUAUCCGCUAAAGAUCAUUCCGUCUCCAGAUGAUCCGAGGAAACUUUUCCUCGAAAAGCUCGAGCAGGCAGCACAGCUACUAGGAUUUCAGGCCAAGGCAAAGUUCGACAUUGGUUUUUCUGAGUGGAUUGAUGCAGUCUGUCCAGAUAUAUUACCUCAUAUCCGUACUCCUGCGUUCGAUCAGAUGGUGUUCGAAUCGAUGCAA